AUGAAAUAUUUAACUAAAUUAAAAAUUUUUCAAUUACGAAUGUAUUUUGAAUUUUCACAUUAUAAAAAUAUUGAUGAACAACUUAAUAAAUUAAUUGAUACAUAUAGAAAUUCAUUUUGGAUUGAAAAACAUCAAUGGUUUAUACAAUGUGAUUGUAUACCAUUUGGAACAUAUUAUCAUGGUAUACUUUAUACAUUACCAUAUGUAUUUGAUACAUUUGUUUUUUAUGAUAUAUUAAAAUCGAAAUAUACUUGUCCUUAUGAAAAUCAUUAUUGGUCAUAUAAACGAGUUAAUUGUUUACAAUAUAUGAUAUAUAAUACAAAUACAAUUAAUUAUUUAAAUUCAUUACCAAUUCAAUUUCCAAAUAUUCAACAUUUAAAAAUUAGUAUUCCUUUCGAUGAUAAAUUUUGCUCAUAUAUUCCUUCAUUACAUCGAUUGACUACACUUGAAGUAAUAUUAAGUGAAAAUUAUACUCAAUAUCAAUUACAAACAUUACUUAAUUUAUCACCUUGUCUUUAUUCAUUAAAAUUUUUCUAUUCAAUUGAUUUAAACGUGUCAUUAGAACAAAUUAUUUGUCCAUCAAUUCGUUGUCUUAAUUUUAUAACUAAAUUUUCAUCAAAUAUAAAAUAUUUUAAUUCUAUUGAAUGUAAUACUUUAGCUUAUUCACAACUUGGACGUCAAUGUGAAGUUCUUUUAAUUAAAGUUGAAAAUCGAACGAAUAUAUUAGAUCUUAUUAAAACAAUGAAUAAUCUUCGAUCAUUAAUUUUUCAAUGUAAAGAUGAUAAAUGGAAUCAUAAAGAUAUCUCAUCGAACAAUGAUGAACUCAUUGAAUGGUUACAUAUGUGUUUACCAUCAACUUAUUCAAUUAUAAGAGAUAAAAAUGAUAUGUCUAUUAUUCGAAUAUGGAUUAAUAAAAAUGAAAACAAUACAUUUUUAUCAUAA
Molecule: messenger RNA, 942 nt
Organism: Rotaria sordida
Lineage: Eukaryota; Metazoa; Rotifera; Eurotatoria; Philodinida; Philodinidae
Source: the annotation of a GenBank genome assembly